Molecule: messenger RNA, 711 nt
Organism: Westerdykella ornata
Lineage: Eukaryota; Fungi; Ascomycota; Dothideomycetes; Pleosporales; Sporormiaceae
Exons: 1
Coding region: 1-711 (236 amino acids)
Source: RefSeq, a predicted model, not a curated record
AUGUCGCACUCAUAUGCCUCGCGCACCGCUUCGAUCCGGAUCCCAACGCAAUCGCAGCUGGGCUCCCCACUCCUCCGCCUCCCACUCGAACUUCAAUUGAUGAUAUAUGGGUUCUGUCUCACCAUGCCGACUCAGAUCGUUGAUCCUGGGAUUCCCAGCCACCUUUCUCCCUGCAAUGAGACGGAUGGUCAUCAAAAUCCAGCGCUUCCCAUGCUACUCGUCUGUGAGGAGACUUACCACGCCGUCCAUGCAGCGGCCAGGUGCCUAUACACGAACAACAGCUUCCACUUCACCACAAUUGCUAACCUGGAUUCUUUCCUCGGGCAUCUCCCGCCCCACCAUUCCGCCCUCUUAGCUCACAUCUCCAUCUCCUUGGACGGCAUCCUGGGCUGGCAUCCAAACCAGACGGACGAAUGGCUGCAGUAUCUCGCGGACGACCUUGCUGGAGGUAGCAAGACCACGUGGUCGAGGGUACUCGACUCACUGAAGACGAGAACUCCGAACCUGAAGUCAUUAAUGCUGACACUGGACCGAGAUGGGCUAAUAAGCCAGCUUGCGCUCGAUAACCGAGUAAUGUGUGUGGCCCAGGCCAUGGUGAAGAGGGUCAGGGGGUUGGGGCUGGAAGAGUGCGUUGUUGUUUGUCCGGUGGCCGAACUACGGAUACUCUGGAAGGGCCUUGAGGACCAGUUCCAUUUUGACUUUGAAAUUUGA